AUGGCCCCUUACAUCCACACCGGGCCGGUUAACUGCGACCAGGACUUCGAUCCCAGCAGUGUGAAGGGAAAGACUGCCAUUGUCACGGGAGGUGCUAGUGGUCUUGGUGAAGCUUAUGUGCGAGCGCUCGUCGCCGCCGGGGUCUACGUCUGCUUCGGAGAUAUCGACUCGGAAAGAGGACAACGCCUGGCGGCCGAGCUGCCCAGGACUAAAUUUGUUUCCUGCGACGCCGGCCGCUGGGAUGACCAAGUCCGACUCUUUGAAAAAGCAGUUUCUCUCUCUCCGAACGGCCGCAUCGCCUACGUGGUGGCCAACGCCGGGAUUCAUCGCCCGGAUGAAGUCUUCGAGCAGCCACACCCGGACCACGAGCCUUCCGAACCGGAUUUGACCAUCAUCGACAUUAACAUCAAGGGCCCAUUGUACACGGCCAAGUUGGCCGCCCACUAUUUCAUCCGCCAAAACGGUUCAUCGCCCACCCUUGACCAGGAGGAUACCUGCCUCAUCCUCAUCGGCUCAGGGGCGGCGUUCCUGGACUGUCCCCGAGGGCCGCAGUACAGUGCGAGCAAAUGGGCCAUGCGGGGCAUCAUGCAUUCGCUACGGAGGACCACCUACUAUUACGGUUCCCGGGUCAACGUGAUUUCUCCUUGGUAUGUCCGAACCAAUAUUUUGCCCGAGAAGACGUUUGCCCACAUCUCCAAUGUUGGGGUUCAAUUCGCCACGCCUGAGGAUGCGGGGCAGUGUCUACUUCGGAUACUUAGUGAUCCUAGCGUCAACGGUCACUCCUUCUUCGUCACAGCCAGGAAAUGGGCGUCCCGGGGAUAUGUGGAUUUGGAUUUGGAUGAUUACCCAGGCAAUGCGCUGCUCGGAGAGAUCCAAGAAGAGCAGAUGCUGAGUGCCCCGGUUUCGGCGGGGUUGUUCAUUUGA
This is a messenger RNA of Aspergillus pseudoviridinutans, 924 nucleotides long. Its product is annotated as putative short chain dehydrogenase/reductase. NCBI's taxonomy places the organism in Eukaryota, Fungi, Ascomycota, Eurotiomycetes, Eurotiales, Aspergillaceae. The coding region runs from base 1 to 924 and encodes 307 amino acids. The transcript is spliced from 5 exons. Gene Ontology annotation, molecular function: oxidoreductase activity. The record is from RefSeq and is a predicted model, not a curated record.